Molecule: messenger RNA, 1643 nt
Organism: Vespula vulgaris
Lineage: Eukaryota; Metazoa; Arthropoda; Insecta; Hymenoptera; Vespidae
Exons: 3
Coding region: 1-561 (186 amino acids)
Biological process (GO): positive regulation of voltage-gated potassium channel activity; regulation of synaptic transmission, cholinergic; sleep
Source: RefSeq, a predicted model, not a curated record
AUGACGUCAGGUACGUACAGUGUAUACACGAUCGUCGCAGCGUGCCGACCGCGUUCUUCAAGGAAAUCGAAAAAUCCUUUGUCGCGAGGCGUCAAAAUGGCGAUCGAUAAGAGUAUCGUGAGCACAAUUUGUACGCUGUUAUUAUUCGUGACGAUAGGAUGCGAAGCUAUUCGAUGUUACCAAUGCAGCAGCGAUACCGAUCAAAAAGAUGAAGAUCUUUGUGGAGCUUAUGGAAAAUUCGACAAGGAAAGGAACAUUCCGGUGGAAUGCAGUAGCGACGAAUCUCAUACGCCUGGCACGUUUUGCGUUAAGUUGACGCAGCAAAGUCCUCGUGGCUUCAUAUGGAACGGUAGAUGGCGGCAAGUGAUACGAAGGUGUGCAUCUGUCUCCAGUACCGGAGUUACAGGUGUCUGUAAUUGGGGGGUCUACGAGAAUGGAAUUUAUUGGCAAGAAUGUUCUUGCUCCGAAGAUUCUUGUAACGGAGCAUCCUCAUUUUCUUCGCUUUCUACAAUGAUCUUUGUUACAUUAAGCGUCCUUCUUUCGAUCCUUUUUACAAGAUAAAUUCGAGUACGCGUCUACUGAAAGAAAACAAACAAAAUUUUAUUAGCAACGAAUCUGUCCAUUGUAAUGUUAUUUAAAAGUAUAGAGAUGUUUUAGAUUGAUAAGAGGACCAUUAGAAAUUUACUCGUAUAUAGAACGAAUUGUUUUGGAGGAGGAAUUAUUAAUACAUAUAUAUAUAUAUAUAGAUAUAGAUAUAUAUAUAUAUAUGUGUGUGCAUACAUACAUAUUAUUUUUUAUAUAUAUAUCUCAUUUUUAUAUCUUUAUAUAAAAAAUUUAGAAAAAAGAUAGAUAUAAAAUCAAUGGAAGAUUAGAUAUAAAAUAGAUGGAAAAUCUAUGUCUUCUUCGUUAGUUCGUACCUAAGAUUAAGUUCUAUCAGUGACAAUUUCAUAUACAUAUAUGAAAUAUUUCGCAAUAAUUAUUCUUACAAUAAACACUUCCGUCCAUAUCGAUGUCAUUUAAGUUUAAUAAUACUUAUAAACUAAGACGAUCGAGAAGUCACAUUCUAUUUAGAGAGAAUCGAUUUGAUCGAAGGAUGAUCGAGCUAGAUGAAUGUCCCUGAUAAAUAGUAUCGAGAGACAAAAGCACGUAAUUAGUACAAAACGGAUUAGUAGCUACGAUCGGCAUAAGAUCGAUCUGUGAAAAUUCGAUCAGCUGAUCGCGCUAGUAAACUCGUAGUUACCUCGAAAUAUCCGAAAUACUUGCGUCACCCGUUGUAGCUGUUGCAAUUAUUUUUCCUAAGGUUACAUCAUGGACGUAAUUGUGCGAUGAACGAGUUACUAAAAUCGUAGUUUCCUAGCCAAAAUCGUAUUACGUGGCCAUUAAAAAUCAAAAAGGAUAUAUAUAUAUCGAUCGGUAUCUUUUGAAACACUUGUCUCGUGCCUGUAAAUACAUAACUACUGCCCGUAUAUCUCGUGUAACUCGUAUGUGUAUAUACAUACAUAUAUUUAUAGUAGAGAAAAUAAAUAUGCAUGUGCCUGAAAAAAAUCUUUGUUCGUAGAAUUUCUGCUUUUUGUGCGAUAUGUUUAUGUCAGAUAUUAAAUCGUGAUCUUAUUAGAAAAAAAUAAAAAUACAUAUUUAAAUCA